AUGAUUGCGAGCUUAUCGGGAAUAGUUUUCAUUGCGUAUCUGUGGAUCAUGGUGGCAGGUGGUCAACCCAACAAUUGGAGUGGCUACUAUGUAGACAAUGGCACCCACUAUCUGCUUUAUAAAGAGCCCCAAAUUGGGCCCCAGCCUUUUUUGCCUGGAAAUAUAUCCACUAACCCCGCCAUAAAUGCUUUGGAUGCACAGGACUACCUGCCAACUCGAAUUGUGAACGGCAAGAAGAUCAAGUGCACCAGAGCCCCAUACCAGUGUGCUCUUCACUACAAUAGUUACUUCCUCUGUGGGUGUGUUAUCCUCAAUCGGCGAUGGAUUCUAACUGCCCAGCAUUGCAAAAUUGGCAAUCCUGGAAGCUAUACAGUGCGAGCGGGAUCAACGCAGCAGAGAAGAGGUGGUCAGCUUGUACAGGUUCAGAAAACUGUCUGCCAUCCGAACUACAGUGAAUACACCAUGAAGAAUGACUUGUGCAUGAUGAAGCUGAAGACUCCACUAAAACUCGGUCGGUGUGUCCAGAAGGCGAAGCUGCCCUCCACGAGCACCACGCGAUUUCCCAAAUGUUACCUGGCCAGCGGAUGGGGUCUGACCUCAGCCAACGCCCAGAAUGCCCAGCGAUAUCUGCGGGGUGUUAUCGUCUGCAGGGUGAAUCGAGCCAAGUGCCAGCAGGAUUAUCGGGGCACCGGGAUCAAGAUCUACAAGCAAAUGAUCUGCGCCAAGCGAAAGAACCGAGACACUUGCUCCGGAGACUCCGGAGGUCCACUGGUCCACGAUGGCGUGCUCUACGGAGUAACAUCAUUCGGAAUCGGUUGUGCAAAUGCCAAAUAUCCGGGAGUGUAUGUCAAUGUGUUUCAAUAUACUCGCUGGAUCAAAAAGGUCGCAAAGAAAUAUUAA
This is a messenger RNA of Drosophila teissieri, 900 nucleotides long. Its product is annotated as trypsin-3. The transcript has a single exon. Gene Ontology annotation, biological process: proteolysis. The coding region runs from base 1 to 900 and encodes 299 amino acids. NCBI's taxonomy places the organism in Eukaryota, Metazoa, Arthropoda, Insecta, Diptera, Drosophilidae. The record is from RefSeq and is a predicted model, not a curated record. Gene Ontology annotation, molecular function: serine-type endopeptidase activity.